AUGAAGAUUAUAUUAUUUUUUCUUUUUACUUUCAUAACAUAUGUUCUUUCUGGAACUUUUGGUCCUUUAGGGUUUGCAACAUUGAUGCCCCCUUAUACAACAUCAACUUCGGAACUUCAUUUUAAAGAUGAUUUAAUAUCUGGAACUUAUAGCUCUGAUGAACUUUUGAUGUUUCUUACAGGAGGGAAUAUUGGUUCUUGUCUACGUCGUCUCUCAUAUUCAUGUGGUGAAUUAACAAAAGUAUACGGUGAUCUUUCCAGAAUUGGUAAUGCCAUGAAAAAUAUAUGUGAACAUUACUAUGAAGCAUGCCGGAGAUUGCCUAAAAUCAAAAAAGAAUUAUGUAACCUCGAUGAGGUAACUUAUAAUGAUAAGCUAGAAAAAACAUCGCCUUUGGAUUCGAAUCAAUGCUUUUAUUCUUAUAUAAAAUGUCGUCUUAGGUCACGAGCAUGUUCCUAUAAAUACAUGGAAGAGUGCCGUACACUGUUGCAUGCCUGCCAGCGUAGUUAUAGUAAAUAUGAACUUCAUACUCUCUUUACAAAUUUAAUUAGUGAUGAUUACAACUCAGAAUCCUUCCGAAAAGAAUUGAAGGUUUUAUGUCGUGAUCUAUUCAACACAAGCGAUCUAUUUGUACAGCUUUGUCUUAAUCCUGAUUUGUUAGUAUCAGAAUUAGGUAAAUUUAAUUUUCUUCGGAAAGAAGGAAGAGGGGGCUUUUUUUCAUAUCCGCAUGUGAGUAUAGGAGCUUUAUUGGAUGCCCAGGAAUUGGAUGGCAAUUUAUUCUUGCCAAGAACUGAUCCUUCAGUUAAUCCUGUAUAUUUUAUGGCUUAUUUGCUUGGUCAACGUGGCUCUACUUCAUUCGUAUCGGAUUGCUUAGAAAUAAGUCAGAAAUGUUUGGGUCUAGACUUCUUUCCUCAAUCAUCUUACUUUUGUGAGGCUGGGUCCAGCACUUCUCGGAGUAGUGCCUGUAAAAGAGCUGAGGUUACACUUCUUGAACAGGAUGUACCAAAUUUAAAAAACGAACUUCAACGUAAACUCAGAGAUCGACUACAUCCCGAUACUAUUUUUUGGACAGGCGUAGAUGUAGAUUUAUGUACGGAAUUUUUAAAAUCAUGUUCUUACCUAAAAAAACUUGAUUCAAGACUCGAUCGUUUAUGUACUCUUCUUGAAGGUCAUUGUGCACAUGGCUUAGAAGUAGGAUCUUCUCUUAGUGUAUUUAACAACUACUUUAACGGAGUUGACAUAACGAGCCGUCCUGUUAGUCAACUAGAUCUAUGUCGAGAAGCACUUCCUCAAAUAUGCACUGUUAUAUUAAACAAAACUGUGGAUUUCCUCACUUUCUGUUUAAGACCAUCGCAUACAUGUUUGGCUUUAAAAGAACUUGAUAGUGUUAGAUGCAAAGGGUUUAAAAGUGUAUUGGCUACUACUGAUCCUACGGAACAACAAUGUGAUGAUCUGUUCUCGAAAAUUGGCGUCUAUCGGGAGAAGUGCCGAGUGUUGAAAGGAUAUAACGAAUUUCUUACCACAUGUUAUACCAAAUAUCCUCAUAAUUGGUUUUUAAAAUCCCUUAAAGAUUCUGAUCCUAGUAGAUUUGCUCCUCGAUUGGAUUUCGGGAAACCAGAUGAUGAUGAUAAUGAUGAUGAUGGUGGUUUUUAA
This is a messenger RNA of Pneumocystis murina B123, 1650 nucleotides long. RefSeq lists its product as hypothetical. The record is from RefSeq and is a predicted model, not a curated record. The coding region runs from base 1 to 1650 and encodes 549 amino acids. NCBI's taxonomy places the organism in Eukaryota, Fungi, Ascomycota, Pneumocystomycetes, Pneumocystales, Pneumocystaceae. The transcript has 2 exons.